This is a messenger RNA of Gossypium arboreum, 1048 nucleotides long. Its product is annotated as CASP-like protein 4A4. NCBI's taxonomy places the organism in Eukaryota, Viridiplantae, Streptophyta, Magnoliopsida, Malvales, Malvaceae. The transcript has 3 exons. The coding region runs from base 1 to 810 and encodes 269 amino acids. The record is from RefSeq and is a predicted model, not a curated record.
AUGGGGGAAACAAAAGUCAACCCUGCAAUUUGGUCAAGCAUGACUAACAGGAAACUUCCCUUGAAACUGCAUGCAAUUACCAACUACAUUUUCAAGGAUUUCCAUAUCCAAAAGAUCACUUUGAAGGGAAGGCUCCCUCAAUAUUUGUCAAAAGCAGCUUCGAGGAAGGUUCAAAUCAAAGAUGGAGCAGUGAAAGAAGAAAGUGAGCAUGUUAUGGCGGUUGCUUGUACAAAAAUGGCUGGUGUUUCCCCUGUGUCAGUGGCUAAUUCUCACACUCAACACCCAUUUCCAACCCCUUCACCAUUUUCUUUCUCAGGGACUACUACACGGCGAACUUAUACACCUUCCAUACAUCAUUUAAAUCUCUUCCUUCGAUUCUUGCAGCUUCUCUUCUCCUUUAUUUCAGCCCUCACACUGGCUACUCCACCCGCAAAUAACAACAGUGGCCAACGAUCGCCUAGCUUCACCGAGUACCCUGAACUAAUAUAUAGCUUCAUUGUAGCUAUUUUAGCUUUCCUUUACGCAGCUCUCCAACUGUUUAAAGGUAUUUCUGACAUUGCUCACGGAGGCAUUCUAAUCUCAGACAAGACCUCAGACUACUUUAGCUUUGUCUUCGACCAGUUGAUGGGCUACCUUGUCAUCUCAUCUGCUUCAGUAGCAAUACCGAUCAUUCAACAACAGGUUGGGCAAAGCACACCACUUUGGAAGGGAACCAUUGUAUCAACUAGCAUGUCCUUGGCAACUUUUCUGGUUAUAGCAAUCUCUGCUCUCUUGUCUGGCUACAAGCUUUGCAAGAGAAUCGUCUGGUGAUGUCACUUACUGUUGGUGUUAUACAGGGGCUUCAUUCUGCUUCUUACUUAAAAGCCCAUCCAUGGGCCAUAAAUAAUUCUGUAACCAUACACAUGGAGUUUGGUCAAGUCGGUACUCCUUAACUUGUUGAGACUUUGAUUCUAUGUUCAAGAUUAGAGGCUCUAAAACAACUAGAAAAACUAAUGAAUUUAUCAUGUAUAAAAAGAAAAGAAUGAAGUUUAACGUGCAUUAACUGGUA